This is a messenger RNA of Camellia sinensis, 626 nucleotides long. The record is from RefSeq and is a predicted model, not a curated record. Lineage: Eukaryota; Viridiplantae; Streptophyta; Magnoliopsida; Ericales; Theaceae.
AGGGACACUAUUGUCGAAGAAGUCCGUGAGGGUGGAGAAAAAAUGGGGCCACCCAAUAUACAUCAUUGGCCAUGACAAGACUACUAGUUCUAGCCAUGCUGACAGGCUCAAUUAUAUUGCCUCCCUAGCAUCGAUUGCUUCAUUUGGAACAUACUUAGGCUACUAUCUGGCAGAAAAGCCUCCUCUGUUGGACUUGGAGGGUGUGAAAGCGGUGGUGGCUUUGGGAACUGCUAUCCAAGCUCAGGGCGAAAGUUUGCAAGAAGAGAUGACAACCAUAGGGAGCAGCAUCGAGACGAUUAAGAAAGACAUCCAGGAGCUGAAGCAGAAGAAAUCUGGCUUCAGGUUUUGGUGAGAUGGAGAUUAUUCUUGAAGGGUUUUUACGUUUUUUAAUUAACAGAAUGCCUAUAUCUAUGCCUAUAUCUAUUGUUUCUUGGAUAAAAAAGUGUCUAUAGUUGACACGUAACCUUCGAGGAAAAAUAUCCUACUCAUAUGCCAUGAAAGAAACUGUGAUGAACAAAUUAUGUUUUUUUAAUUAGAAUUUUUGCUUUCUCUAUUGCAUGAUAAGUAUUGACUUUUUGUUGGUAUCGAUGAGAUGUAAUUCAUAAAGUAAGAUCUUUCUGAUUUUA